This is a messenger RNA of Macroventuria anomochaeta, 1268 nucleotides long. RefSeq names its product DNA-directed RNA polymeras-like proteines I and III subunit RPAC1. Gene Ontology annotation, molecular function: DNA binding; protein dimerization activity. The coding region runs from base 28 to 1155 and encodes 375 amino acids. Gene Ontology annotation, biological process: DNA-templated transcription. The record is from RefSeq and is a predicted model, not a curated record. NCBI's taxonomy places the organism in Eukaryota, Fungi, Ascomycota, Dothideomycetes, Pleosporales, Didymellaceae. Gene Ontology annotation, cellular component: RNA polymerase III complex; RNA polymerase I complex. The transcript has 3 exons.
GAACUCCAGCAGCAAAGACACACUAACAUGGCUCUCCCCAGUUCUGCCGUGCUGGCCGAGCGCAAGAAGCUCCAUGUCGGCGCUGAAAUUGUUCAGAACCAGCAGUCCACAGACUUCCCAGGACACUGGCCAGGCGAGAACCAUGAAUGGGACCUGGACUACUUCAAGGAGAACUUCAAGGUCCAGUUCCACGCCCGCCCCACGCCCUACGACUCCUCCUUCUCGCUCUCUGGCCUCGACACCUCUGUCGCAAACGCCUUCCGCCGCAUUCUGCUCUCCGAAAUUGCCACUCUCGCCAUCGAAGACGUCUUCAUCUACCAGAACACCUCCAUAAUCCAGGACGAAGUGCUCGCCCACCGCCUGGGCCUGAUCCCCCUCUGCGGCGACCCCAAGGGCCUGGAGUGGAUGAAAUGGUACGUCAAGCCGAGCGACGACGACGAAGGCUCUGGCGGCCCCUCGGACUUCAACUGCGCAAUCCUGCACCUGGACGUGGAGUGCAGCUGGCAAGAAGGCGGUCUGCAGCGUGCAGUAGCCGGCGAGACCGACCCCGAUAAACUGUACAUCAACCACUCCGUCUACGCCAAGGACCUCGUUUGGGCACCGCUGGGCAAGCAGUCGGAAAUGUUCGACGCCGCGCAACCGAUCCGCGCCACGAACCCCGACAUCCUGAUCGUAAAGAUGCGUCCGGGGCAGAGAAUCACACUGACCAUGCACGCCAUGAAGGGCAUUGGUCAGGACCACGCCAAGUUCUCCCCCGUCGCGACGGCAUCCUACCGCCUCAUGCCGACCAUCGACAUCCUGAAACCGAUUGUCGGCGCCGACGCAAAGAAGUUCGCGCGCUGUUUCCCCAAGGGCGUCAUUCGUCUCGACAAGAUCACCGAUGAGGAGGCCGCUGUGGAUCCUGAGUUGAGCGGGCACGAGGGCGAGAACAAGGCCGUGGUUGACAAGCCCAUGAAUGAUACUGUGUCGAGGGAGUGUCUGAGGCACCCGGAGUUCAAGGACAAGGUGAAGCUUGGGCGGGUGCGGGAUCAUUUUAUUUUCCGCGUUGAGAGCACGGGGCAGAUUGAGAGUGAUGAGCUGUUUUUGGAGAGCGUGAAGGCGUUGCGGAUCAAGGCGCAGAGGAUAAAGAGGGGGUUGGAUGAGAUGAUGAAGUAGACGCCGAACGGAAGCGAGGAAGAUAGUGAUGAGGCUGUUUGCAUUGCAAGGCGUUUUGGGAGGCUGGAAAAGUCACGAUAUCAUGGGUGCCUGUGAGAUAGAUGGAUCGAUUG